This is a messenger RNA of Mycena indigotica, 2916 nucleotides long. RefSeq lists its product as uncharacterized. The record is from RefSeq and is a predicted model, not a curated record. Bases 1 to 2916 code for a protein of 971 amino acids. The transcript is spliced from 17 exons. Gene Ontology annotation, molecular function: kinase activity; phosphotransferase activity, alcohol group as acceptor. Gene Ontology annotation, biological process: carbohydrate metabolic process. Lineage: Eukaryota; Fungi; Basidiomycota; Agaricomycetes; Agaricales; Mycenaceae.
AUGAAUUCACCCCAUAAUUCAGUGCUUCUCUACGGUUAUUCUGCAAGCCCUUUCGCCAUUAAGAUCCAAAAUGUUCUGGUUUUGAAGAAGAUUCCUUACGAUCGCGUGAAUGUUCCGAACACGCUCCCCCGGCCAGAAAUCACUGAACUGCUUGGUAUUGGUUAUCGAAAAAUUCCCCUCUGUGCCAUCGGCAACGAUGUUUACUGCGAUACAAGCCUCAUUGCCUCUGCACUGGAUCGUCGUUUCCCGGCCAGCCAAGGUUUCGGGACGCUCUUUCCACCAAGGAAACGCGGCGGAACAGCAGACACAGGUCUUAUCAAGGCAUUGUCAAAGCACUGGGUCGACAAUGUUGUGUUUCCUUUAGCACCGGCUCUGCUGCCCUGGGAGCGAUUCCCCAAGGCAUUCGUCGACGACAGAAGUGCACUCGCUUCUUCUACAAUAAAUGUCGCUGGUAUUCUAGCUUCCCGCGAGAAAACGAUAAGUGCCCUUGCGAGCCAUCUGUUCAACAGUCUCUUGUCGAAGAACAACUCUUGGAUGGCCGAGAAUGGUUAUUUGACACAGAGCUCCCCCUCCUUGGCAGACAUUUCUGUUCACUUUGUCUUUGGUUGGGCCAGAUCGCUACCAAAUGGUCAAAAGCUGUUCGGAUCGUUUCCCCGCUCGCUCAAGUGGCUGGACAGCGUCAACGCAUACCUUGAAGAGCUCAAGGCUGGCUUGCCAGUGCCACAAAAGAUCCCUGCAUCUGACGCUGCCUCUCGCAUCCUGUCUGCUGAAUUUGAGCCACUCGAUGUAGUUGGCUUUGAUACCCUUGAGGCCACUAGGUUGGGACUGAAGCUUGGGAUGCAAGUCGCACUUAGCCCCGAAGAUAACGGACGCAAUUAUCCGACAGUCGGAAAGUUAGUUGCCCUCAAUCGUGAGGAAUUUGCCAAGGCAAAAGCAGCGGCAACGUCGCAGGGCAAAGCAGCAAAGAAGAAGAAGUGGUCGAAGGGAAAGGUCAAGGACAAGGCCCAACAUGCUGUCGUUCUCGACAAGGCCACAUACGACCGUAUCAUGAAGGAAGUCCCGACCUUCCGCUUCAUCUCCCAAUCCAUCCUCAUUGAGCGCCUGAAAAUCAACGGCUCGCUCGCCCGCGUUGCUAUUCGCCACCUCGAGAAGGAGGGAACGAUAAAACGAAUUGUCCACCACGCUUCCCAACUGGUCUACAGCAUCGACGUUGGAACCGGGUCGGCUCGUGCUGCUCUCAUUUCUGCUACCGGCGAUGUUGCUGCGUCAGCUACAGUCCAUACGCUCACUUGGCGCGAUUCUGAGGAUCACAGAAUCUUUGAGCAAUCGACCACCAACAUCUGGAACGCGAUAGCAUCUGCCACCAAACAGUGCCUUUCGACUUCAAAUAUACCUCCAGAGGCCGUAAAAGGCAUAGGCUUUGAUGCAACUUGCUCGUUAGCCGUCGCAGACUUCAACGGAACUCCACUUCAAGUCACCAAAGGCUCCGAUCUCGGCUUACCAGGCGAACGCAACAUCAUCCUCUGGGCAGACCACCGCGCCGAAAAACAGGCAGACAUUAUCAAUGCCUCUGGUUCAGUAGUUCUGGACUAUGUUGGGGGCACCAUGAGCCUUGAGAUGGAAAUCCCCAAGAUUUUAUGGCUUAAACAACACAUGGACGGGAAUCGUUUCUCAUCUUGCCAGUUCUUCGACCUUCCUGACUUCCUCACCUACCUUGCGACCUCUUCCCGCACCCGCUCUUGUUGCUCGCUCACGUGCAAAUGUUCCUUCCUGCCAUCCGCCAGCGGUUGGGACGCGUCGUUCUUCACCAAAAUCGGCCUCGAAGAGCUCAUCCAAGACGGGGCCUAUCCGCAAUUGGGAGGAGCACACAAAGAUGUUCUCACUGCCGGUUUAGCGGUUGGGAGUGGUUUAAGCAAGAAGGCUGCUGAGGAACUGGGGUUAUGCGAAGGCACUCCCGUGGGCAGUGGUGUGAUUGAUGCAUAUGCUGGGUGGCUUGGAACUGUCGCGGUCAGUGUUGAAGGCGACCACAAGCCGACUCUGUCCGACUCGCAACAUCGUCUCGCAGCCGUCGCUGGUACUAGCACGUGCCAUCUCAUCCAAAGUCCCGAGGGUGUGUUUGUGAAUGGUGUCUGGGGGCCAUAUAAAGAUGCCCUUUUCCGCGGAUGGUGGAUGAAUGAAGGUGGCCAAUCGUCGACAGGGCAACUGAUCGACUUCGUUUUAACAACCCACCCCGCAUAUAACACCCUUGUCGAAACUGCGAAGGAGCAGCAGAAGAACAUCUAUGCCAUCUUGAUUGAAACUCUGGAGAGGAUGCGCAUCGAAGAAGGCGCCGAGACGCUCACCGAACUGACCAAAGACAUGCACUUGUAUCCCGACUUCCACGGUAACAGAUCCCCUCUGGCUGACCCCCGUAUGCGUGGGGCUUUAAGUGGGCUCGUCCUUUCUUCGUCCUUGACUGAUCUCGCCCGGCGCUAUUACCUCGCCUUGCAAGCUAUUGCUCUGCAAACUCGGCACAUUAUUGACACACUAGAAUCUGCCGGCCACAAUGUCCAACUGAUCGCCCUCUCUGGUGGCCAGGCCGUCAAUGCGGCCCUCGUCAGCCUGCUGGCGAAUACCUGCGCCAAGGGUGUCGUGCUCCCGCCAAGAGGCGCUGAGGGUGGAGCCGUUGUCCGUGGUGCAGCAAUGUUAGGUCGUUUUGCCGCUGAGGCCGGUGACACUGCGAAAGCAAUGACAGAGGAAACACAAGGCAACGUGCUUUGGGAAAUCAUGGUGGACAUGACCCCGUCUGGCACGCUCGUUGCCCCAAAUGCAUCACAGAAAGAGGACCGCCUCCUGAAGGCCAAGUACAAGAUCUUCCUUGAAACAAUUGAGAUCCAAAGACGAUGGAGACAGGAAAUGGAGGAGGCUGCGAAGUAG